AUGCUACACUCUAUCUACGACCUCACCACGUCUUGUCGCAAAACUACGGGUGAUGUCCCUGCAAAGCUUGUGGGUGCUUCGACCACCGUGGUGGGGUCGAAAAUGUAUCUCUUUGGAGGCCGACAAGUUUCAGAACGCAGGAUGGUGUCUGACCUAUACGUAUUUGACCUCGAGACGCUGGUAUGGGCGAAACUACCGUCUCAUCCCGAGGAUGAUAUUCCUCGACCACGGUACUUUCACUCAUCUGAUUCUUGGAACAACCAAUUGAUUAUAUUCGGUGGGAUGAGCAACCAGCCAGACUCUCCCAACCCCGACGAGCUCUGCGUCCUCAACGACGUCCGCUUCUUCGAUCUCACGACGGGCCACUGGCUCCCGUCCUCGCAGACAGUUACCCCCAUCAACGAUUCCCUAAUCCCCCGCGCGCGAUACGCGCAUCUUUCUUCCGUAACAGCCGAUAGGCUCUUCAUAAUCGGGGGCCAGGACUUUUUUAAUACGUGGCUGGACGACGUGUGCGUGUAUGACCUCCUUGCGAAGACUUGGGUCCAGAGACGCGAUUAUCCACGCCAUUGUGGGACGUAUCGCAGUGUUGCGGUUUCGUCCCAUUUGACGGUCAGGCUUCCUCAAGAGGAAGUCAGGGCAUACAAUUCCACGGCCCCUGUUGCGCGGUUCCGCACGAACAGCGGGAAUAUGAACGCUACCCCUUCAUUAUCUUCCGCCAACGAUGACUUCACACCACCGGAAUCGCUUGUGUACCAUCCGUACUCCACCACUCCCACGAAGGACCACCCAUCUGACAUUUAUCUAUACAGUAAUUACAAUUUUACUGACGUGAAGCGUGAAUUAGAAGUCUUUUCACCUCUUCCUGAUUCGGAUUUUAACAUUGAAGACCGGUCCCCUGCGAUGGGCGGAACGACGUUUCCUCCUGGGCUGCGGUUUCCCACAGGCGCGAUUCUCGGUACGAAUCUUAUCAUUGCGGGGACGUAUCUGGCACAUAGCUACCAGUCGUUUUCUAUAUGGGUCUUGGAUCUCCUCACGAUGCACUGGGCACGGAUUGACCCUGGCAAGGCUGUGGAGACCGGCUCUUGGUUCCGUGGGUGCCUGUCUGCGGAGAGUAACAAGUUUUUCAUCUUUGGGAACCGUGAUGGCAAUUUGGUCGACGAUUAUAAUCGACGCCUGUUGAGUUGGGAACAUGUUGCAGUGGUGGAUCUGGAGGCCUUUGGUAUUUACCAACCGCCUCCUCUUAGGAUCGACCUGGAGAUGCAGGAGUUGGGCUUAAGUGCCUUGGAGGAGGGCGUCAUGGCCGAUUUCGAAGUUGUGUGCGAGGAUGGUCGAAAGAUACCUUGUUCACGACGCAUUUUGGAAGAACGGUGGGGAUGGUUCAAGGAUCAGCGACGGAAGCUGUUGGAGAGCGCGUUGACGACGAUGGAGGGGCUACCGACGAGUCCGAUGCAUGUGUCGCAGCCCGAGCUUCCGGGUGUUGCUGAGCCGAGGGCAGAUCCGAGACUGACGCCAAGAGCCCUUCAUCUUUCGGAGCCGUACCCCAUCACGCUGGCGUUACUGCAGUACUUCUAUUCGCUGGCUUUGAUCACACCUUUGCAGCAGGCUCCUGCGGUGUUGAGCCAGUUGCUAGUGCUCGCGACGAACUAUCAGAUCACGCAUCUGGAGACACUCGUCCGGCAUGCUAUGCACCGAGCGCUCUCAAAUUCCACAAGUGUGGGUGUGUACGAGGUUGCGACGCUAUGCAAUUGUAGAAGUUUGCAGAUCCGCGCGUUAAAGACAGUUAUGUCCUACACGCAGAAGCGGCCCAAGUCCAAAUCUGACAAAGAGCACGGCGGAGGCGGACGACCUCCCGGUCCCGAUGGGAGAUCGCACGACGGACCAUCCAAUGGUGGCGGCCAUGGUCCUGAUAGGUAUGCUAGACCUCGUGGGACGUCUGACGCAAAAUGGAGAACUGCCCCGAGUCUUGACCCUGGUCCUAGUAGUAAUAAUUAUAGCUCGAGUAAGCGCUUCAUAUAA
Messenger RNA from Desarmillaria tabescens, 2016 nucleotides. RefSeq lists its product as uncharacterized. The record is from RefSeq and is a predicted model, not a curated record. NCBI's taxonomy places the organism in Eukaryota, Fungi, Basidiomycota, Agaricomycetes, Agaricales, Physalacriaceae. The transcript has 7 exons. The coding region runs from base 1 to 2016 and encodes 671 amino acids. Gene Ontology annotation, cellular component: mitochondrion; cytosol. Gene Ontology annotation, biological process: cell redox homeostasis. Gene Ontology annotation, molecular function: protein binding.